AUGGCGGACAAUUUUCCGGAUUUAGGCGAAGAAGAUGAUCAAGUUGACGAAGAAGAUAUUGUUCGAUACUAUUUUUUUAAAGGCUUUACAUACGAAGAAAUUCGAAUGUUCUUGCAGAGAAAUCAUGGUCUUGAAAUAAGCAUUACAACGCUGAAACGGCGUAUAAAAGCCUAUGGUCUCCGAAGGCGAGAGCCAAACUAUGAUGUUAAUGAAAUAAGAGCAGCUGUAGAGGAUAUUGUUGAUGGUUAUGGCAGUACGCAAGGCUACAGGGCAGUAUGGCACACAUUGCAGCUAAAAGGGUUACGUGUUCCUUGUAUUGUUGUACAAGAAAUUCUUAAAGAAAUUGAUCCAGAAGCAACUGAAAUGAGAAGAGCUCAUCGUCUUAAAAGGAGGGUAUACCACAAUCCUGGGCCAAAUUACGCGUGGCACUGCGAUGACUAUGACAAAUUAAAACCCUACGGAUUUCCAAUCCAUGGCUGUGUUGACGGAUGGAGCAGGAAGGUAUUGUGGUUAUAUGUUACCAGAUCAAACAACCAACCUGAUAAUAUUGCAAAAUUUUAUCUUGAUGCUGUUGAAGAGUUUGGUGGGUGCCCUGUUGAUCUGGUCACAGACCUGGGCACUGAAAAUGGAACAAUGGCAGCUAUUCAAGCUUUCUUCAGAGACGAUCCCAACAGCCAUCGAUACGUACCAUCGCCCCGUAAUCAACGAAUUGAGGCAUGGUGGGGUCUCUUGCGAAAGUCUUGCACGACAUGGUGGAUCAACUUCUUUAAAGACUUGGUAGCACAAAGAACCAUUGAUCUUGCCUCAGAGUUGGACAUGGAAUGUCUAUGGUUUUGUUUUGCAGAAUUAAUCCAGAAGGUCUUGAACGAAAUAAAAGAACACUGA
Messenger RNA from Paramuricea clavata, 885 nucleotides. The record is from the annotation of a GenBank genome assembly. Lineage: Eukaryota; Metazoa; Cnidaria; Anthozoa; Malacalcyonacea; Plexauridae.